AUGCAGGGCUCCGAGCGGGGCUCCGGGCGCUCAUACCACGAGUGCCCGCGGCCGGAGGCGCCUUUGGGCCGUGCAGGGCAGGAAUGGGACGGGAUGGCCUCGCUUUCCCGUGGUCGCGUGCGGAUCGAGGAAGGCGCCUCGCUGCGCAUCGACCUGCUGCGGGCCGAGGACCAGGGCUGGUACGAGUGCCGCGUGCUCUUCCUGGACCGGCACAGCACCGACGACGACUUCCAGAACGGCACCUGGAUCCACCUCACCGUCAACGCACCCCCCACGUUCCUGCAGACCCCCCCUGCGUUCGUGGAGGUGCGGGACCGCGCCGCGCUGAGCCUCACCUGCACGGCCGCCGGCAACCCCCAGCCCGUCGUCACCUGGAAGAGGAGCGACCUGGCCGUCCAGACCGGGGACACGGUGCAGGUGAGGAACGGGACGCUGAGCAUCGCCGCGGGGGAGCGGGCCAGCGCGGGCACCUACACCUGCCAUGCGUCCAGCCAGGAGGGCACCGUCACCCACACCACCCGCGUGCUCGUGCAGGGGCCACCCGUCAUCGUGGUGCCACCUCAGAAUGUCACCGUCAACAUCUCCCAAGACGCCUUCCUGGCGUGCCAGGCCGAGGCCUAUCCCGGCAACCUCACCUACACCUGGUUGCAGGGCAACAGCAACGUCUUCCAUCUCAGCCACCUCCAGGCUCGUGUCCGCGUCCUGGUGGACGGGAGCCUCUUGCUGCAGAGAACGACGCCGGAUGACGCUGGAAAAUACACCUGCAUCCCCAGCAACGGGCUGUGGAAGCCACCUUCUGCCUCGGCCUUCGUCACAGUGCUGUAUCCCGCGGAGGUGACCACCAUGCUCCCAGAGACCCCCCUGCCCAAGGGGAUGCAGGGGGUGAUCCCCGGGGCCAACCCGCCUCUGCUCUCCGUGAGCUGGACUAGAGACGGGCGCCCGCUGGAGCUGGACAAGUUCCCUGGCUGGUCCAUGAGGUCCGACGGCUCCAUCGUCAUCGCGACGGGCAACGACGACGCGCUGGGGGUGUACGCGUGUACCCCGUACAACAGCUACGGCACAGCCGGCGAGUCGCGGCCCACGCGGGUGCUGCUCAAGGACCCUCCUGCCUUCACGGUGCGCCCCAAGGAGGAAUAUUUCCAGGAGGUGGGCCGGGAGCUGGUGAUCCCCUGCAUGGCCCACGGGGACCCUCCACCCACUAUCACGUGGGUGAAGCACGGGCUCUGGGAUUGCAUGGCCAGCAACCAGGUGGCCCACGUCAGCGCCGCCACCUCUGUCCACGUGCUGGGUACCAGUCCUCACGCUGUCACCAAUGUCUCGGUGCUCCCACUCCUGCUGGCAGCCAACAUUUCCUGGGAACCUGGGUUUGAUGGAGGUUAUUUCCAGAGGUUCAGCGUCUGGUACACACCGCUGGCGAAGCAUCUGCCUCGGGCCCACCACGACUGGGUGUCGCUGUCGGUGCCAGCUGGGGCUCAGCACCUCUUGGUGGAGAAUCUCCAGCCAGAUAUGAGCUACCAGUUCAGCGUCCUGGCCCAGAACAAGCUGGGCAGUGGCCCCUUCAGCCAGAUUGUCACCUCCGUGCCCAGGGGCUUCCCGCUGACCACGGUGCCUCCGGAGCCGCCUGCCAUGACCGUGCGGAUCUUCCUGUCCCCGCCGCGGGCUCUGACCGCCAACGAGACGGCGCGCGGGGUCCUGCUGCAGUGGGAGCCCCCGGGUCAGUUCUCGGUGGCGCUGAGCGGCUACGCGCUGGAGCUGCGGCAGGACAAGGGUGGCUGGGAGGUGCUGGACCGCUCCAUCCCCAGCACGAAGACCCAGGUCUUGGUGCCAGGACUCAUCAAGGUGCAGUUAUUGAGGGUUUUCGCCACGUGGCCGCCCUGCACAAUGACCCGCCGGCGGGCCGCGCGCAUCCAGAAGCGAAGGCAAGAUCCACCACUCGUCUUCUCCCCCAGCAAGAAGCUUCCACCUCCACACAAUUCUCAUGGCUCUGGUAGCCCAGACAGUACCAUGAAGCUGAAGCUGCAGGCGUCUCCGUACCAGAGCCUGCGGCGGACGCUGCUGUGGGGCGAGAAGGCAGGAACCAGCCUGGGCCUCAGCAUCGCCGGCGCCAGCCCCAGGUACGCGGUGUACGAGAGCCACGUCGGGGAGCACGUGCCCCUGGAGCGCAUCUGCCGGGGCCCGGACGGGCGCUUCGUGGUGGAGACUGACAGGCGCUCGCAGGAGGGCGGCUACAGCGAGACGGAGCUGGACCCCGCGGCCCCGCAGCCCGGGCCCUACCUGCAGGUGCAUUCGGAGGAGAAAGAGCCCAUCUGGCGCAAGGGGGUCCCGCUGCGCCCCCGCGCCGCGGGCCAGCUCCUUUAUUGA
Molecule: messenger RNA, 2361 nt
Organism: Tinamus guttatus (white-throated tinamou)
Lineage: Eukaryota; Metazoa; Chordata; Aves; Tinamiformes; Tinamidae
Source: RefSeq, a predicted model, not a curated record